AUGCAGAACCAACCAUCACCUCAUGGAGAAAAAACUCGAUGGGAAAAACUAAAAUUGGGAUUGGUUACAUUGGCAAAGUUUAUUGGUCCUGGCUACUUGGUGGCUGUUGGAUACUUUGAUCCUGGAAACUGGGCUACUGACCUUUCUGCUGGUUCGCAGUUUGGCUAUAAACUCUUAUUUAUUAUUUUAAUGGCUAAUCUCAUGGCAAUUGUUUUGCAAAGUUUGAGUGCCAAACUCGGUGUUGUAACUCGACAGGAUCUUGCCACACACUGUCGAAAACAAUGUCCAAAAUGGCUCAAUUGGAUCUUAUAUAUUUUCUGCGAACUGGCUAUUGUGGCAUGUGAUCUUGCUGAGGUCAUUGGUUCUGCUAUUGCUCUUAAUCUUUUGUUUGGUCUUCCGCUGUUUGCUGGAAUCAUCGUGACUGCUCUUGAUGUGCUAUUGAUUUUACUUGGUUGGAGUGCAAAGUACAUUAGAGUAUACGAGGCCAUCAUUGCGAUGAUUGUAGUAACGGUUGGUAUUUGUUUUGCCACGCUUAUUGGCAAAAAUCCUCCAGUCUGGAGCGAUACAUUUUUGGGAUUUCUUCCUUCUAGCAAAACACUUUCUGAUCCAGGAAGUAUUUAUAACGCUGUCGGUAUCAUUGGUGCAACGGUCAUGCCACACAAUUUAUACCUUCAUUCUGCUCUUGUUCGAUUUCGUGCUGGAAAUGGGCAGCAUGAAGCAGGCCAAGUUCACGAAGUUGCAUCUGAUACCGACUCGACCAAUACGGAGCAGCGACUUUUUAAUAGUCCGAUCAGUAUUUCCACGAGUGUCAGAAUGUCUACCAUUGAUGCGAUUCUUGCACUUACGAUUGCUCUAGUUGUGAAUUCAUCUAUUCUGAUCGUUGCAGCAGCAAAUUUUCACUCUGUGGGUAGAACUGACAUUGCUGAUAUUUCUGAUGCGCACAAUCUGAUUGCACAAAUGCUUGGCCCAGCUGCAGGAGUUAUUUUUGCAGUGGGUUUAUUGCUUUCCGGUCAAAGUUCAACCAUCACAGGCACUCUUGCGGGUCAGUUUGUCAUGGAAGGAUUUCUUGGCUCUCAGUUGUGUAUAGCUCCAUGGAUGCGUCGGACUGUUACACGCAUGUUGGCUAUUAUUCCUGCACUAACGAUUGUUCUUAUUGCUGGCGAUAAAUCACUCAAUGAUUUGUUGGUGAUAUCCCAAAUCAUACUGAGUCUUCAACUUCCUUUUGCCAUUUGGCCACUUGUUUACUUUACCAGCAGUCGGAGAAUCAUGACUGUAACGUAUGGAUCUGCUGGCAUGAAAUCGGAGUAUGCGCAACUGGCAGUCAAGGCUGCAGUAGAAGCACCCAUAACUGAAUCAUUUGCCAAUUCGUGGCUUACAACGAUUGUUUCUGUGAUUGUUGGAUUAGUGAUUACAGUCUUUAAUGUCAUUUUGCUUGUACAAAUUGCAACUGGAAGCAGUGGGAGCUGA
This is a messenger RNA of Batrachochytrium dendrobatidis JAM81, 1467 nucleotides long. RefSeq lists its product as uncharacterized. Bases 1 to 1467 code for a protein of 488 amino acids. NCBI's taxonomy places the organism in Eukaryota, Fungi, Chytridiomycota, Chytridiomycetes, Rhizophydiales. The transcript has 5 exons. The record is from RefSeq and is a predicted model, not a curated record. Gene Ontology annotation, molecular function: manganese ion transmembrane transporter activity; cadmium ion transmembrane transporter activity. Gene Ontology annotation, cellular component: membrane. Gene Ontology annotation, biological process: iron ion transport; intracellular manganese ion homeostasis.